Molecule: messenger RNA, 1963 nt
Organism: Impatiens glandulifera
Lineage: Eukaryota; Viridiplantae; Streptophyta; Magnoliopsida; Ericales; Balsaminaceae
Product: protoporphyrinogen oxidase 1, chloroplastic
Exons: 9
Coding region: 95-1792 (565 amino acids)
Biological process (GO): porphyrin-containing compound biosynthetic process
Molecular function (GO): protoporphyrinogen oxidase activity, oxygen as acceptor
Source: RefSeq, a predicted model, not a curated record
AUAAUAAAUGAAGGUCAAUGGUUGAGCUUUACCAUUGAAAAGCAUUUCAAACCCCCAAUUCGAACAAGAAGAAGAAGAAGAAGAAACAGCAACAAUGGCGACGAGUGUUUCUAUUUCAUACUUCAAUACUUAUCCAUGCACUCAUUCCACCACCAACCGCGUCUUCCUUCCUGCUAACAUUCGCUCUUCCUCUUUCUACAGUCCCACCUCUUUCACCAAUCUUCCAAUUUCCCUUCUUUGGAACGGACAUUUUCGCCCACGGAAACCUCGAUGCUCGAUCGCCGAAGAUUCUUCCAUUUCCUCUUCCAAUUUCGGUGCCCAACUCAGUGAUAACGGUCAAUCGGUGCUGGACUGUGUUAUCGUCGGUGGAGGAAUCAGUGGUCUUUGCAUUGCCCAAGCUCUCGCGACCAAGCACGCUGGAACCGCUCCAAAUUUUCUGUUAACAGAGGCAAAUGCACGAGUUGGGGGGAAUAUUAUUACAGUGGAGAAAGAUGGGUUUAUGUGGGAAGAAGGUCCUAACAGUUUUCAGCCUUCUGAUUCUAUGUUAACCAUGGUGGUGGAUAGCGGCUUGAAAGACGAUUUAGUGUUGGGGGAUCCUAAUGCUCCACGAUUUGUGUUCUGGGAUGGUAAACUAAAACCAGUUCCAUCAAAACCAACUGAUCUUCCUUUGUUUGAUUUGAUGAGUUUUGGUGGGAAACUUCGGGCUGGCUUUGGUGCUCUUGGCUUUCGACCUAGUCCUCCUGAUCACGAGGAAUCUGUUGAAGAGUUUGUUCGUCGCAACCUUGGUGAUGAAGUUUUUGAACGCUUGAUAGAACCAUUUUGUUCUGGUGUGUAUGCAGGGGACCCCUCAAAACUGAGUAUGAAAGCAGCAUUUGGAAAAGUAUGGAAGCUAGAGCAGAAUGGUGGUAGUAUAAUUGGUGGCGUCUUUAAUACAAUCCAGAAGAAAAGCAAUGCUCCAAAGAUUCCUCGAGACACGCGUCUACCCAAAAUAAAGGGGCAAACAGUUGGAUCCUUCAGAAAAGGGUUAUCAAUGUUGCCCAAUGCAAUAUUCAAAAGGUUGAAUGACAAAGUCAAACUGUCUUGGAAGCUUUCUAGCAUCGUUAAGUUGAAUAAUCACAAGUACAGUUUGACAUAUGAAACACCUGAAGGAUCGGUGUCUCUCCUGAGCAGAAGUGUUGUGAUGGCAGUACCAUCUUAUGUUGCCAGCAAUUUGAUUCAACCUCUUUCAGCUGCUGCAGCAGAUGCACUAUCAAAGUUCUAUUAUCCACCAGUUGCUGCGGUGUCAAUUUCGUACCCAAAGGAGGCAAUUCGUACUGAAUGUUUGAUAGAUGGUGAACUCAAGGGCUUUGGUCAGUUGCAUCCUCGGAGCCAAGGGGUUGAAACCUUAGGAACCAUAUACAGCUCAUCACUCUUCCCUAACAGAGCACCACCAGGAAGGAUUCUGCUCUUGAACUACAUUGGAGGGGCCACAAAUCCUGGAAUUUUGUCCAAGACGGAAAGCCAACUAGUGGAAUCUGUUGACCGUGAUCUGAGAAAGAUUUUGAUAAAUCCUAAUGCGAAAGAACCUCUGGUUUUGGGUGUCCGAGUAUGGCCAAAAGCCAUACCUCAGUUCUUAGUUGGGCAUGUUGAUAUCUUGGAAGCUGCAAAAGCUGCUUUAAAUAACCAUGAUCUGAAAGGUGUAUUCCUUGGAGGGAAUUAUGUAUCUGGUGUGGCUUUAGGCCGCUGUGUUGAAGAUUCUUACGAAAUUGCAGCCCAAGUUUCUCAGUUUUUGUCUGCUGUAUCAGUAAGCUAGAAACGAUAAUCAAGUUUAUGGGUAAAUUUGUUUAUUUCAUUGACUGUUUUUGCAUCAGUUUUGAUUAUAGAGUCUUUUUGAUUCAGGCUUUGUUGUUGUUUUCUUUCCUUUAGCUUUAUGAAAUUCACAUUCAUAUCAUUUGGAUGAAAUGAUAAUUUUCAGUUAUGCUUA